Messenger RNA from Talaromyces stipitatus ATCC 10500, 1539 nucleotides. Its product is annotated as translation initiation protein Sua5. The record is from RefSeq and is a predicted model, not a curated record. Gene Ontology annotation, molecular function: tRNA binding; double-stranded RNA binding; nucleotidyltransferase activity. NCBI's taxonomy places the organism in Eukaryota, Fungi, Ascomycota, Eurotiomycetes, Eurotiales, Trichocomaceae. The transcript is spliced from 2 exons. Gene Ontology annotation, biological process: regulation of translational fidelity. Gene Ontology annotation, cellular component: cytoplasm. The coding region runs from base 268 to 1539 and encodes 423 amino acids.
AUCGCCAAGUCACCAACUGAUAUUCCACUGAAUACCAUCCUGAACAGUGCUUGAUUUGAUAUUGUCGUGCCUACAACUCCGCAUUCUAACCUGCAUUCACACUCGGUACACACGAUUGGCUUGAUAGAGGGGUACGAACAACACAACCUCAAGUCCCUCGAAAACCUCCCCUCUAUUAUUCGUUCAAAACCAAACCGAAGAAAGACAGCCACACUGUUGCCCACAUUCCGUCUUUUCUUCCGCCGUGCCCGGCGCACUGUAUCCACAAUGACUGAACAACGACAAACCCGAAUCCUCCCCGUCCAACGCCUCAACAAGCCCCUCGAACCUAAUAGAUCAAUUGCAGAAUGGUGGGAAGAAGAAAAGAGCAAGAAUACGCCCGAAGCGGCUGCCGUUCUCGAAGCAGCAGAAACUCUACGCACAAGCGAUAUCCCCGUCGGAUUCCCCACGGAGACUGUAUAUGGUCUCGGCGCAGAUGCGACGAGGAGUGGCUCAGUGCAAGGGAUAUACAAAGCCAAACAAAGACCGUCCGAUAACCCAUUAAUUGUUCAUGUAGAUUCGAUUGAGAUGGUGAAUCGAUUACUAAAUCCUAAUGGAGGAUCGCCAACUACGAAAAUACCCGCAAUAUAUGAACCUCUUAUAUCCCGAUUUUGGCCAGGGGCACUUACGAUCCUCCUCCCGAAUCCGAAGGGUUCUCUGCUGGCGAAAGAAGUUACGGCAAAUUUACCUACUUUUGGCGUGCGAAUGCCUUCGUCUGCAUUUGCGCGUCUCUUGAUUCACGUCACCGAUAGGCCACUCGCAGCCCCCUCUGCCAAUGCAUCCACAAAACCGUCCCCAACAACAGCAGAACAUGUCUACCACGAUUUACAAAACGGCGGACCCUGCGGUGUCGGUGUUGAGAGUACCGUAGUCGACGGCCUCACCAACCCACCCGCCGUCCUGCGGCCAGGCGGUAUCGGAAUCGAGGAGAUAAGGACCUGUCCCGGUUGGGAGAAUGUGCAGGUCGGAUAUAAUGAUAGUGCCUUGCAGGGCAAGGAAGCUCCCAGAUCGCCGGGGAUGAAGUAUAGACAUUAUUCGCCCAAAGCGCGUGUUGUUUUGUUUGAGGCUGGAUCGGAUUUGGCUUCUGUCGCGGAUCGUGUGAAGAAGGAUUUGAUUGGAGGCGGUGGCAGCAGCAAUGGGAAUGCGAAUGGGUUUUCUGGACGGAAGAUUGGGAUUGUCAGGACGAAGACAUGGCCUAUUGCUCUUAGCCUCUCAGACGCUGAGACUAAACAAACGACCCAAGCUUCAAACGACGGCGACACCCUCUCCAUCCACCAAAUUUCAGUACCUUUAGGAGAUAGUUCUACUACAGUCUACGACGUACACCUAGGUGCCAGCGCGGAGUCCAUUGCUCGUGGUCUAUUUGCUACAUUGCGAAGUCUGGAUGCUGAGAAUGUGGAUGCAAUAUAUAUCGAGGGUAUUCGUGACGACGAGGGCGACCUUGCGGCGGCGGUGAUGAACAGGCUGCGAAAGGCGGCGGAAGUGUUUGUUGUUGUAUAG